CCGGCCGCGCGUGUGCUUCGCUCGCAGAAUCAUGCCCGGCGUGGGUUCGACGGGGGCGGUUGCCCACUGAGCGCGGAUGCGGGAGCGACAACGGGGCUGCCAGACAUGAGGCCUUCGCCUGGUUCAGAGCCCCGCCGGGCACCGGGCCGGUGGCUGAGCGCCGCCUUGGGUCCGCUAGUCCUCCUCUCCCUCGCCCUUCCGCCGCCGGGUCUGGGCUCACCUGGGGAGCGGCUCCGGCAGGCCUGCAACACCUGCCGCGGAAUCACCGAGCGGUUCAGUAGGGGUCUCACAGAUACUGCAAAAAAGAACUUUGGAGGUGGCAAUACUGCUUGGGAAGAAAAAACACUCUCAAAGUAUGAAUCCAGUGAAAUUCGUCUUGUAGAGAUCAUAGAGAACCUGUGCGACAGCAGUAACUUUGAAUGUAACAACUUGGUUGAAGAGCAUGAAGAGCAUAUAGAAGCUUGGUGGUUCAAAUGGAAGAAGAAAUAUCCAGAUUUGUUUAAGUGGUUUUGUAUAGAAACUAUUGAAGUUUGCUGCCCCUCUGGAACACAUGGACCAGAUUGUCUUGCUUGCCGUGGGGGAUCAGAAAGGCCUUGCCAUGGAAAUGGCCAUUGUGAUGGAGACGGCACCAGGGAGGGUGAUGGAUCAUGCAGCUGUAAAAAAGAAUACCAGGGGGAAUUCUGCAUGGACUGCUCCGAUGGCUACUACAACUCUUACAGAAAUGAUACACAUUCCGAUUGUACAGCUUGUCACGAUUCAUGUAAAACAUGCACUGGUGCAACUAAUGCAGACUGCAAGGAUUGUAAAGAAGGUUGGAUCAGAAAUGAAGAAGCCUGUGUGGAUGUAGAUGAGUGUGCUGCAGAAGACUCUCCAUGCCAUUCUGACCAAUAUUGUUUAAACACAGACGGCUCUUUCUCAUGCAAAACAUGUGAUAUUAGCUGUGUGGAAUGCAGAGGGGAAGGCCCCAGCAACUGUAACAGCUGCAUAUCUGGCUAUGAAAUGAUAGAUGAAAAGUGCACAGAUGUAGAUGAGUGUGCACUGUCAGAAAAAGUGUGCGUAAGAGAAAACGAAGACUGUAUUAAUACCCCAGGUGGUUACAGAUGCGUCUGCUCAGAAGGUUUUCAAGACCUGGAUGACACCUGUGUUCCAGCUGUAAAAGCAGAAGAGGAGACGCCAACAAAUGUAUCUUCUCCUGAUGCCCAUGAGGACUUAUGAUCUACAUUCCAAGACGAGAUGUUGAUAUCCCACCCUUAAGUUAUUGAACUGAACAGCCACUACGAGGGCAGGUUGCCAGUAUGACUCUCCUUGGAAAUGGAUGACGGAUUGCCCUUAAAACUGCAUUUCUUUAUUAAAAACAAACAAUUGCUACUUUUUUUAUACUGCCGUUAAAACUAUCUUAGUAGAAGUGACUGGAGACAGAAAAAUCACAGCACCUUUUCAGUGUGUUUGGUUAAAUCCUUAUACCUUGUGGAACAAUGAAAAAGAAAAUAAAUUGGUGAACUGAAUGCUUUUAAAUGGGGAUGGGUUUUCAAUGACUAGAACUUGUCUUUUCGAUACUGGCAAAAGGAGGCUUUUGGUGUGUGUGUGCGCGCGUGUGUGUUUAAUAAUUGUGUAAAUGAAAACUGAAUGUCGAGUAUGGCAUUCAAUAAAGAUUUAUUUUGGCUGCUU
Messenger RNA from Elgaria multicarinata webbii, 1668 nucleotides. It is a transcript of the gene CRELD2, whose product is annotated as cysteine rich with EGF like domains 2. The record is from RefSeq and is a predicted model, not a curated record. The coding region runs from base 106 to 1215 and encodes 369 amino acids. The transcript is spliced from 10 exons. Gene Ontology annotation, molecular function: calcium ion binding. NCBI's taxonomy places the organism in Eukaryota, Metazoa, Chordata, Lepidosauria, Squamata, Anguidae.